CGGAGAGGCGAGGCAAUCCGCACCCAUACUCUGCCCCGUUCUGCCCCCGGGCGCCUCCAGGUCGCCAGCCGGUCGCUGCGCGUGGGCUACGUCUGAGACACGUGGUUUCAAGGCCCUCGUUGCGUAUGGAAAAGUUUAUGGUUCGGGAUACAGCAGAAAAUGUUCUGCGGUGCGGGAGGGCAGAAAGAGUCCGAAACCCCGCCACCCUCGCGUCGGGCCUCAACCGCGGCUUUCACUGAAGCCGGGCCCUUCCCUGACAGUCGUCAGGACCCAGUUUCUUCCAAAUGGGCACGUUGUAGAAGAGAUUAACCACGUAUCGCAUACUGUCACACCUCUCGGAAGCCACGCAGCACGCUGAGUGGCCGAGGCAGGGCUGGCCCGCGGGUACUAGCCGAUCGCCGCCGACACCCAUUGCAGAUGCACUCUCGGCAGCCAGAGGCCUUGAAUCGCUUCCAAACACCCCCAGGUGUCCUUCUGCGGCUCUGAUUGGCACACACAGCCAAUCCGAAUAGGCCUGCUGGUCCCAGCUCGGCUUCACCGUCUCCCCAGGCAACCUGCCACGCUCCCCGAACCCGGCCCUUUAAGGGUAGCCCGGGCCUGCGCCGUCUUGGUUUCGCGCGCCCGCCCGCGGCCUUGGAGGAACGAACAUGGCCCAGGCGGCGCGGGUGGCUCGGGCGCUGUGGCCCUCUCGGUCCGCCUGGGCGGAGAGGCUGGGCGGCCGUCCCUGGCCACCACUCCUCGCGCAGAGCCGGGCGGGCUUCGCGGGGGCUGCUGGAGGCCUGGGGAGCCCUGCCGCUGCCGCCCGCAAGGGGAGCCCGCGGCUACUGGGGGUGGCGGCUUUAGCCCUGGGGGGCGCCCUGGGGCUGUACCACACCGCACGGUGGCACCUGCGCUCCCAGGACCUCCGCGCAGAGUGCUCAGCCGUUCAGCUCUCCUUGUCCAGCCUGCAGCUGACCCUGUACCAGUACAAGACCUGUCCCUUCUGCAGCAAGGUCCGUGCCUUCCUGGACUUCCACUCUCUGCCCUACCAGGUGGUGGAGGUGAACCCCGUGCGCAGGACCGAGAUCAAAUUCUCCUCAUACAGGAAGGUGCCCAUUUUGGUGGCCCAGGAAGGAGACAGCUUGCAACAACUGAACGAUUCCUCUGUCAUUAUCAGUGCCCUCAAGACCUACCUGGUGUCUGGGCAGCCCCUGGAAGAGGUCGUCACCUAUUACCCACCCAUGAAGUCUAUGAAUGACCAGGGCAAGGAGGUGACUGAGUUCUGCAACAAGUACUGGCUCAUGCUGGAUGAGAAGGAGGCCCAGCGCAUGUAUGGCGGGAAGGAGGCGAGGACGGAGGAGAUGAAGUGGCGGCAGUGGGCGGACGACUGGCUGGUGCAUCUCAUCUCACCCAACGUGUACCGCACGCCCGCCGAGGCUCUGGCCUCCUUCGACUACAUCGUGCGCGAGGGCAAGUUCGGGGCCGUGGAGGGGGCCAUGGCCAAGUACGCGGGCGCAGCCGCCAUGUACCUCAUCAGCAAGCGCCUCAAGAGCAGGCACCAUCUCCAGGACGACGUGCGUGAGGACCUCUACGAGGCUGCCAACAAGUGGGUGGCCGCAGUGGGCAAAGACCGGCCCUUCAUGGGGGGCCAGAAGCCGAACCUCGCUGACCUGGCCGUGUACGGCGUGCUGCGGGUGAUGGAGGGUCUGGAGGCCUUCGACGACCUGAUGCGGCACACGCACAUCCAGCCCUGGUACCUGCGGGUGGAGAAGGCCAUUGCCGAGGCCCCCCAGGUGCGCUGAGCGCCCCACCUGGCCAAGGGGAUGGCAGCGGAAGACGCUGGCUGCUGGGGACCGGGGCACUGGACCAGCCCCCGCCAUGCUGUGUCCUGGACGUGGCAGGGACGUCUGCCUCGGGUCCAGCGGCCCAGCCUUGGACUUCUGACCCUGAAUGCCUCUAGGGCCCCGGAUGCAGGCAAGGCCUAGGCUGGAUUCCCACUGACUACCUUUCCCUGCCCACUCCCUGCUCCCACCGGGUCCCAGGGGCCAGUCCCCCAUCCUGGGCCUCCCCAUCCUGGGCCUCCCCCGCCCUUCAACUUUCUGGUGGGUUUCUUGGCGGCUGCCCUGUGGCCACGCCCUGUGGGUGGGAUCAGACCGGCUCCCACUGGGGUCACAGGCGGGAAGCGGUUGGUGUUGGGAGGAGUCCGCUCCCCGCGCUCCAGUUUGGGCUUCCCCAGGUGCUGCCUGGGACUUGUCAUGUUUGCAAUAAAAGAAGUUUGCUGCU
This is a messenger RNA of Sciurus carolinensis (gray squirrel), 2262 nucleotides long. RefSeq names its product prostaglandin E synthase 2 (gene Ptges2). The coding region runs from base 648 to 1781 and encodes 377 amino acids. Gene Ontology annotation, molecular function: prostaglandin-E synthase activity. The transcript is spliced from 7 exons. NCBI's taxonomy places the organism in Eukaryota, Metazoa, Chordata, Mammalia, Rodentia, Sciuridae. The record is from RefSeq and is a predicted model, not a curated record. Gene Ontology annotation, cellular component: mitochondrion.